UAGUCCAAAUUCUUUUGUGUAUUUUUCGAUAACCUUUUGGUCACUUAAUGUCAUUGUAUAUACCACGGUGCGCAGCACAGGCAAGAAGAAGAGCCGCGCGCAACAGCUGUAGUCAAAUCAACAGCUGCUCAAAGACUCGCAUUGUUGUAUUUUGUGAACCAAACACAAGUUCGGGCUUGCAUCAGAAAUAGCGUCGCGUUAUUACCAGCACAACCAGGAUAGAGAACCGGUGGUGCUUGGACGCAAUUUGAUUAAACUGUGUCAUGGAUCGUCAACAAAAACGGCUUCAAAAACAAAACUGCUAGUGAAUACCAAAAAAACAAGCAACAAUAAGAAGAAGCACAUACUGUGACCAGCGCGCACGAAACAACGUGGGAGAAGAAAUCAGAAAAACCGAAACACACACUCACAGCAUACACAAAUACACACACGUACAAAUACAAAUACAUGCACACACCGCCAAACGAGUGCAGAGAUACAGCAACGCGCCGAGCGCAAUCUAUUUUAUUCACAUUUUCCACACACAAAAAUACCAGCAGCGCGCAGCGAAAAAUUAACAAUUGCGUCGUACAACAGAUCAGAAAGAAGAGGAAAAACGCUUUAAAAAAUAUAUUUUUUGCGAGUGAAAAUCAACAAUUGCUUCAGAGAAUUGUGCAAGGCUGAAUCGAAUGACCAGCAAUAUUUGCUUGUCAAAAUAGUCCAGAACAAGCUGGCAACAACAAGAACAAAAUAUUAGCAGCCCCCGAACAGUAGCAGGAAGAGAGUAUUGUGUGUCUGUGUGUGUGUGUGUAAGAGAGAGCAGAACCGCCAGCUGAGAUUCCCGUAAUACCAGCAACAUCAGAGCAACCAGAGCUUCACAAUGAGCAUGGUACGGCGCAUCAUUUUGCUGGCUCCAAGAUAUAAAAUUUGGACAAAGGGAAGCAGCCACGUACAGCACACACCCAAAUGCAUCAUACUGAGCACAGGGCUGGAGGGCAGAGCGAUUGCCGUGCGACAGUUCCAUUUGGCCACACAGCACUGCACCGCCAAUGGGCAUAUGCUGCUGGAGCCGCUGGUGGCCAUACCCGCCUACAUUGACAUCACGAAUGGUGUCACAUCCAUGUCGGAUGCGAGCAGCGGCACGGGCACUGGCACGGGCGCAGGCACCGGCGCCGGCACUGGCACAGGAACUGGGCCUGGCAUAGGUGGCAGCGGUGGUGCCGGCAAAGUGCCUGGCGCGGGCGCUAGCGGCAACGGUGCGAACACAACCGGCGGCGGCGCUGGUGGUGAUAAGUUUUUGUCCUGUCCGAAAUGUGGCAGCGCGUGCACUCAAGUAGAGACAUUUGUCAGCUCAACACGCUUUGUGAAAUGCGCCAAGUGCAAUUAUUUCUUUGUGGUGCUCUCCGACGUGGAGACCAAGCAGCGCAUCAAGGAGGAGCCAAAGAAUCAGCGUAAGCCGCCUCCGCCGCCGCAAAAGAUCAUGGAGUAUCUGGAUAAGCAUGUCGUGGGCCAGGAAUUUGCCAAGAAGGUGCUCGCCGUUGCCGUUUACAAUCAUUACAAGCGCAUCCAUCACAAUUUGCCGCAACUGCAGCAGCCAACUACAGGCUCGGCCAGCGCAGGCGGCGGACUGGAUGGUAUACCGCGCACGGAUCUGCUGCAUAUCACCGGCAUUGGGCACACACUGAACAGCACGCCGGGCAGCGAGCUGCCGCCAAAGCCAGCCCAAAUGGGUUUGGGUGGUGGACUGACUGGUUCCGGUUCCGGUCUCGGCAGCGGCCUGCAUAGCAGCGCCAGCAGCGUCGGCUCCGCGCGCAACGAACAUCGGCCCGGCUCCGAGAUACUGGACAAGCAGAGCAACGAUGUCAAGCUGGAGAAGAGCAAUAUCAUAAUGCUGGGCCCCACGGGUUCCGGUAAAACCCUAAUUGCCCAGACAAUUGCCCGCUGUCUGGAUGUCCCAUUUGCCAUCUGCGAUUGCACAACGCUCACCCAAGCCGGCUACGUGGGUGAGGAUAUCGAGAGCGUUAUAUCAAAGCUGCUGCAGGAUGCCAACUACAAUGUGGAACGUGCUCAAACAGGCAUUGUCUUCUUGGAUGAGGUAGACAAAAUUGGCGCUGUGCCCGGUAUACAUCAGCUGCGCGACGUGGGCGGCGAGGGUGUGCAACAGGGCAUGCUUAAAAUGCUGGAAGGCACCGUUGUCAAUGUACCCGAGCGCAACUCACCGCGCAAGUUGCGUGGCGAAACGGUGCAGGUGGACACAACGAAUAUACUAUUUGUCGCCUCGGGCGCCUAUACGGGCCUGGAUCGCCUGAUUGCCCGUCGCCUAAAUGAGAAGUAUCUGGGCUUUGGCAUGCCCUCGACCAGCGGCUCGGGCCGUCGAGCGGCUCAAUCGACAGCGAGUCCCAUGGACAACGAUCAGGAAGAGCGUGAUAAAUGCCUGACCAAGGUGCAGGCGCGUGAUCUCGUUGAAUUUGGAAUGAUACCCGAAUUUGUUGGUCGCUUUCCGGUCAUUGUGCCCUUCCAUAGUUUGAACGUCAAUAUGCUGGUGCGCAUUCUAACCGAGCCGCGCAACGCCCUGGUGCCGCAAUAUAAGGCGCUGCUGGGCCUGGACGAGGUGGAUCUAUCAUUUACCGAAGACGCUGUAGAAUCAAUUGCCACAUUAGCCAUGGAGAGGCAUACAGGCGCGCGUGGUCUGCGCUCCAUAAUGGAGACCCUGCUGCUGGAUCCCAUGUUCAUCGUGCCCGGCUCGGAUAUUAGAGGCGUACACAUUACCGCGGAGUAUGUGCGCGGCAAUACGAAGCCCGUUUACAUUCGCAAUAGCGACGAGGAUGCCAGCGUGACCGGCGAUGGCACAACGGAAACAACAGAUUCGGAGCCCACCAACGAUAAUGAUAAGAACUUUGAGGAUAGUGAAAAAUCACGUUUAAAUGAUACUUUGGUCGGUACAUAGCCCCCUACUACCUGUCGCACAAUUUUUGAAUGGCUCUUGCGCAAUUUAUAUACAUAUUAUAUAUAUAAAAAUUAUAUCGCUCUCCCCCUAUGCCCAAUGCACCUGUGAUUCAGAAUUGACAAGCAGCGUAAAUUGUUUAUGCACGCAGCCGUUCAAAAAUAGUUUGCAACAUUCAAUUCAAAUAAGGCCAACUGUAAAAACAACAUUCACUAGAAUUGUAAUUCAAAAAUGAUAAUAAAAAAUACACCACUUUUUUUAAAAACAA
This is a messenger RNA of Drosophila virilis, 3191 nucleotides long. It is a transcript of the gene ClpX, whose product is annotated as Caseinolytic protease chaperone subunit. Gene Ontology annotation, cellular component: mitochondrial matrix. The record is from RefSeq and is a predicted model, not a curated record. Gene Ontology annotation, molecular function: ATP hydrolysis activity; protein dimerization activity; ATP binding. Gene Ontology annotation, biological process: protein folding. Lineage: Eukaryota; Metazoa; Arthropoda; Insecta; Diptera; Drosophilidae.